Papilio xuthus (Asian swallowtail) is the source of this 1529-nucleotide messenger RNA. RefSeq names its product BSD domain-containing protein 1. The record is from RefSeq and is a predicted model, not a curated record. Bases 152 to 1306 code for a protein of 384 amino acids. Lineage: Eukaryota; Metazoa; Arthropoda; Insecta; Lepidoptera; Papilionidae. The transcript has 9 exons. Gene Ontology annotation, cellular component: cytoplasm.
AUAAACCUUAUGUCAACGCAAACAAAACUAAAUCAUGUCAAGUCGAAAUUAAUUGUAAAUCUCGUGUAAUAACAAAAAUAUUCACGCAUUUCUUUAUGUGCAAAAAUCCAUAUUCUAAUUCUAUUAAUUUCCUGAGAGUGAAACUAACGUGAUGGCUGAAAACACUUUAUUUAGAUCAGAAAGCAGUCCCGAAGAGUCAACAAGUACACCAAAACAAGAUGACAAACCUUCCGGCAACUGGUGGGAUACAUGGCUGUCGUCGGCCAAAACAAAGUCAGCGGAAGUGUACUCUAUGGUGAAGAAAGAUUUAGAUGAGAUUGGAACAGCAGUUAAAUGUGAGGCGAGUCAUGUCUUCAGUACCACCUCUAAUGCAUUGGGCAAGACUUUCAAGUUUGAUGAGCCAGAAUCCACAGCGAAUGCUGUGAAGAAAAGUUUCAGUACAUUUAUCGAGCAAGUUAAUAUUGUUUUAAAUCCGGAGCCGGAUGAUGAUGAGGAUACCGAGGUGAUACUGUCUUCAGGAGAUACGACUAUGUUGUCUACAUACAAGAAAGAACUAGAAGCAUUGCAGCGUGUGGAUGCAACUUACAUUGUGCCAGUGGAUGCCGAAAAGUUUAAAGCUUGGUGCGAGAGUAUUGAAAACGAUAUGCCGGGAAUGAUAAUGCCGCACACGGCGGACAGACGGUUAGAAGCUAACCCAAUACUGAAGGAGCAGUACCUAAAGUUGGUGCCGGACGCUAUAUCUUAUAAUGAUUUUUGGGAAAGGUAUCUAUUCCGCGUGGCGUUAUUGCAAGACCGUUUGGCCGCUGUUUCUCGCAAACAGCCAAUAGAGUCGGUCACUACUGACCCCGUUUUGGCCAAUUUACCUCUACAAACUCCAAUACAAGAAAGUCCGAAGAAAGUUCUCUCUGGUCUUGAAGAAACUUAUGAAAAAGACGAGGAUAUUGUACGAUGGGAAGAUGAAUUCCCACACGACGUUGAACUCACAGAAGAACAACAAAUCCUACUUCUAGAAGAAUACGAGAAAGAAAUCACACAAAAGAAAAUAAAUAGACGUUCAUCUUCAAAAGAUUUAGUCAAUAAUAAUGAUAAACCGCAAACAUUAAAAGACGAAUUAAACAAUACGAUAGAAAAGAAAAACAAAAAUGGCCGUUCACCUAAAAGACAAGCAAAAUCCGAUGAAUGCGGUAACAAUUUAGUGGAAGAUUAUUUCGGUGAUAAAGAAAUUAAAGAUGACGCGAGUGCGAAUUCAGAUGAAAGUUGGGAAAAAGAAUUUGAAAUAGACGAACCAUUAGGACAAAAAGCCUGACUGCAAAAUCCGACCAUAUAUUAAUUAAAAAAAAUAAAUAUUUACAUAAAUAUAGGACUGUCAUAGAUUUUUAUAUUUUUGUCCUGUAUAAAUCCAAAGGUUUGGUUAACCUAAUCAAAUUAAUUCACCAUAUAAUUAACUGAAUUUCUCAAAAAAACAAAUUCAACCGUAGAUUUCCACCGCUGCGAUGCCUAUAGAAAAAUAUAUCGCCAUCCCAUUCAUU